AUGAAAUUGACCCCCAACCAGCUUUCCUCUUCCUCGGGGGCACGAUAUCAAACCUUCCAAACACGACGACAUGCCAUAUCGGGUACUCCAGCACGUCCUCGUCGGAGGAGCUUCCUCAGUGGGACUAACGCUACUCUCGGUAUGGAAGGAGGAGCUGGCCGCCCGAUCGUGCUGGUGACCAACGACGACGGGAUUGAAGCCCCGGGGUUGCGCUUUCUGGUCCAGGCUCUCGUCUCCGUCGGCCGCUACCGCGUUCUUGUAUGCGCCCCAAACUCGUGAGUACCCUCGGCAUCCUCUCCUUGACGCUAAAUCCAAUGAACGGAUCAUGUGGCGGUGAGAGUUAUUUAUUUCUCUUUACCUUCCGAGUCGGCCAUUGCCGAGUGGGUUUGCUUAGGUGGUCUUCUGGAAUUCGUUCACAUUUUUCCGCAGGACAGGACUUGAUAACAAGGAAAAAUUGUUAAAUGGGCGCGAAUGAGAGAGUAGAAAAGACUCGACUGGUUUUUUUUUACCUGAUUUGCUUAGAUUUUGCGGUGAUACCUUCGUUUCACAGGUUACAAUGGAUUAUAAUGGAAAACAACUUUUUAUUGUCAUGCGAAGAAAGUUUUCCACUGAAAAUGCAUGCAACCUGCGUAUAUCCUGCAAAUCAUGCAGCAUCACAUCAUAGUAAUGAGGUCACUGUUUUCAUUUGUCUUGUUUCCCCUCAUAAACGUAUAUUCUGUGCGUACGGUAAACAAAAAUAAAGCACACAAAUCAUCAUUUUCCACUUUUUGAUUUAUUUUCUUAACAUGCAUUCAUAUUUCCAUCUGAGGCCAUACUUCUACCUGAUUACAGAGACCAGUCAGGAGUAGGGCAUGCGAUCACAUGGCAGCGUCCUCUCUCUGCAACUCCGGUUGAACUUGAAGGGGCGACAGCAUAUGCUGUCUCAGGUUCGUCAUAUUUCCAUAUUCAACAUUAGAUAGCAAUAAUUUCUCCUUCUAUUUGUUCAUUAUUAUCGAGGCAAGAAAGCUUUCAUCAAUUAAAUGAUGCUGUAUUUGCAUACUUAUUUCAAGUGGACCUAAGUUGCCAGUGAUUUUUUUUUCCCUUCAUUUGUUUCCGCCUGUACAAUUCAGACUUCAUUUUUUCUGGUUAUUUUGUAUAGGAAAUCCCUUUAAUUGAUUAGUGUCCGAAGAUGGAUCUCUGAUUAAUUCUUCAGGAUCGCUGUUUGUUGUUUGCGUCUAUUGGUCAUAUGCUCUCAUUAAGAUUGAUGCGACUCAAGCCUUAGAACGGUUAAUUAGUGUUUGCCAUCUAAUUUCAAUGAAUGUUCCCUUCGUCGUCCCUAAGUGUCCCUGUAAGGUCUGGCCUGAAUCCUGCCAACCUACAUAAAAAAUAUUGCUCUGAUUUAUCGUCUUACUUAAAAUUAUUCUAUGAUCCAAGUUCAUAUCAUAUGCAAUUCAUUGAUGAAAAGAUGUUUCGUACAAAUAACUCAAGUUCUUCAAGACAAAAAAAAGCUCUAGACUGCCUUUGCCACUUAUUUUGGAGAUCGUUAUUUUGUUGAAAUAUGCAAGGUGCUUCAUCAUCAAGAGCUCGGGCUCACUAAAAUAGUACUCUGUAGCACAUGUAACGGGUUCUACAAUUGCAUACAUAACGAAACAGAAACCAGGAAAACUUCUUCAUGGAAACUUCAAGUUCCCUUCAGUCCUUACAUUAAUAGCCUUAAUUAUGCUCUUAAAAUUUGGAAAAAGAAGGUACUAUACCUUAUUGUAGUAGUAAAUGGAUUGUUUUAGGAGAUAAAACUGUGUUUUAUGAUUUACAGGGACUCCUGCUGACUGUGCCUCUCUGGGAAUAUCAACAGAACUCUUUCCUGGGGAAAAGCCUGACCUGGUAACUUUGGGUUUGUCUCUUAGGCAUCUAUUGUUGUGUUUGUUGUGCUUCUUAGCACCGGAAAUAGCAAAGUUAUCAAUGCUGCCUUAUAUAUGUAUAUAUUAUAUUAUCUUAUAUUUGAAUCCGCAUUGCUUUACCAUGUUGAUUAAUUGGCUAAUUAAUUUGCAUAGGCAUGCCGUGUUAUACUCAUUAUCUGAGAAAUAUUUAAUUCGUGAGCUGCUAAUUGUUUCUUGAAUGAUAACAGGUAAUCAGUGGAAUAAACAUCGGCAGUAAUUGUGGAUAUCACAUGUUAGUAACAAACCUCAAGUUCCUUCUUUUGAUUUCUUUGUAUUCCUGUUAAAGAAAAAUUUCAGCUAGGGAAUUAUUUCCUUUGUAUGUUAUCUGUGCAGAAUCUUGAGAAAGUUUGAUUCAUUGGUACUGGAUAGAUCAAAAGAAUAUUCCUUGCUUGGCUCUUGUGGACCAGUGAAUAGUUAAAUCGAGAAAUGGGUAGUUACCUGUUUUGCUGUCAUUUCUGUGCCUGAAUUCUUUAUCAUAGAAGCUGAUCUCUGUUUGAAUAAUCCCUUCAGUGUUUGUAAAUCUGGUCUGGCAUGUGAAUUCCUGUAAAAAGCUUGAAUUUUAUACGAGAAAAAAAGAAACCCGUGGAUCUAAUAAACAAGAAUAUAUUUUAAAGGCCUAUUGUACAUGCUUCACUUGGGGCAUCGUUUUGCCUGGAGGAAAUAAAGAAACCGAGGGUCAGCUUGUAUAGCGAAUUCAACCAGCAAGAACUUAAGUCACCUGAAAUUUCUUUAGCUGCGCAUGACUUUCCUUUGUGUUUCAACUCCGAUUUUCCUUUCAUCCACCCUAUGGCAUGCUGAGAUAUCGACUAGAUUAAUUUGGCAUUACAAAUACACUUAGAUUAAUUUGGCAUUACAUCGUAUUACUUCCUGUUCAUUGAAAAGUGGCGUUUCACUAUUUUCUAGAAUUGUUUUUAUCACCGAGCAUCUGAUAUCAUAAAUCCGGUGGAUUUGUUCCUAGAGAAUUCCUUUUGGAAUGUUUUUAAUCGGUAUAACCUUUUCUGCUCUUCUUUUCUUUUCUGGGCCAAGGCGGAAAAUGCUUCUUAACAUUUGAUGAUCUGCUGUUUUUUUUCUGUGCUAUCAUUUUGAGUUCACCUCUCUUCUCUAUAGUGAAUAUCGUAAUCCUUGGGUUCUUUUUUACAUGUAGUCCUUGAGUUGUCAUAUUCUGUUUUCUAUGCAUUAGAUUUCGAUGUAGCUAUUGAAUGAAAUCUAGUGCUCAGUCUCUGGAGAUUCUGUUUUCCAUAGAUUUUUAGCAUUUUAUUUCUCCUGGAGAGUAGUAUAUCCUUCAAUCCUCGGAUCAUAAUAGCUUACUAGACUGUUGUUUAACUUUUCGUGGUCUUGAAUUUGACUUCGCACGACUUUUAAUUUCCAUAAAAAAUACAUGCAUCAAAUGACUUUUAAAUACAACUCUUGUUGGAAACAAGUCGACAUCUUUUUUCUCGUAGAUUUUGUGGGUCCAGUGAUGUCUAGGCCCACCCGAAACCUGCAUUCGGAUCCAUUUUUUGGUUCUGAGACCCUAUAUAACUCGGAUCCACAUUUCUAAGCUAAGUUCGAAAGGAGGAAAGAGAAAUUCCCUCCAUCGUCUAGAACUAGAGUUUCGGCAAUCUCUCUCUUGGCGCUGGCUUCCUCCUUUCCCUCCAACUGUCCGACGAUUUCUCUUUGUGUUUUGUGAUUCCUCUUACUGCCCGGUGGUGCCCUCGUCAGAUGCCUCCUCUUGAGGUUCCCGUCUUUCUUUUACUGCUGACUGUACUCUCUUCUGUAACGAUUUAUCCUAGUGUUCCAGGCCUCCUAUUGAUCGAAGGUAUACCUCAUUCGGCAGAAGGAUUUUUCCCUGUGUUCCAUCUCUCUCCGAUCAUUUACUGGUGGUUUUCAACGACUUCAAUGCACGACCUUUUCUUAUACUUUUUUGACGAACCUCUUUUUCCUUUUUCAGUGUUUAUUCUGGGACUGUAGCUGGAGCGCGAGAAGCAUUCCUCUAUGGGGUGCAUUCUGUGGCAAUAUCAUACCAUUGGUAAGUAGAAGACUUGAAUUUCUCACAGAAUUAAUGCUGGUACAUCUACCGAUUCUAUUACUUAAAAGAAGAAAAAGAUGUGCAUGUUUGUUUAGCCAUGUAGCGAUCCCUUUUCACCGUGUAUCAUCACUUUUCUUGGGUCCAAUAUACGCGGAUUAGUUGGGCUUACUGUUGUUCACCUACUCUCCUAGAAGACAACCUGAGAAUGAGCAGGAUCGAACUACUUCGAUGAGAAAAGUAUUUGAAAAAUAUCAGCCAUCAACAAAUAAAUGAUUCCUCAUGCCUUGAUGAGUUGAAGGAAGAAACUGCAUUUGGUAUUAAGGUUUUUUUCUUACUAUUUUUGCUUAUUUCUUUUUUUUGUUGCGCAAAAACACGCACACAUUUCUAAAGCCACAUCUUCUUAGAUAUGGAUGCCAACGAGAAUAGAGUUGCCACAAGGAUUAUAGUAGUAACAGCUGAAUGCAAAGUAGUUUAUCCUCCAGACAAGAAUCAUGGUAAAUAGAUUUGCUAACCUUCAGAGGAUAAUGUUGCUUAUUUGUUUUACUUGUUGUGCAAAAACAUGCACGCAUUUCUAGAGCCACAUCUUCUUAUGCAUGGAUUCCAACGAGAAUAGAGUUGCCACUAGGAGCUUAAUAGUAACAUAUAAAUGCAAAGUAAUUUAUCCUCCAGACAAGAUUCGUGGUAAAUAGAUUUUCGAACCUUUGAGGAAAUAUUUUGUUUUCUCUUGAGUUCUCUUCUGAGCUACAAUCUUUGGUUAAGGUGCAUGGUUUCAUCUAUCAAGAGCAUGUUUCGAUUGGAACAAAUAUCUCAAAAUGCACAUUGCGCAUACACAUUACAUAUGUCAGAAUAAUACCAGUUGUCUGGUCUGAGGUUGAUUAGAUACUGUUUAUUUUUAGUAUUUUAAACGGAUAUUGUGCAGUCUCCAACAUGAUAACAUGUUUCUUGCUAUGGGUGCUCUAGUUAUAAUUAUGUCAUAUUCAAAGGCCUAAAACAUUCAUUGCCCUAUUUGGCACAAAUUUGUAAAAUGUGAGCGACAGUACAGUUGGUUAACUUUCAUGAAGCAAUGUCGUCAUCAUCAUCCUCGAAAUCUCAACUACUGAUAGUCUGAGAGUGAAUGCCACUCUAUUGUGUGUUAUGUUUAAGUUAAAGUUUAAUUGUAUCUCUUUCUUCACUAGCUCGAGUGAUGUGCAUCAAGAAGUAACGCUCCUAGUUCUUGGUUGGUUCUGUCAAUUGUCUUUCUGCGUGUCUGAAUUAUCUGAAAUGGCUUAAUGGACUUCAUACCUAUGUUACCACCAUUUGCUUUUGCUACAUCUUGUUUUCUUAUACAUUUAGCCAAUUCAUUAUCUUCCCACCUACUCCAUCAAUAUGGUUGAAGAAAGCAGGUCAUGGACUUUAUCUCCUUUUUUGUUUGUCUUUUUUCAUUUUUUAUGGUGAUAUUUUUUUAUUGGGGAAAGAUAUCGAGUCAGAUACCUGGUGGGCUCUUCCUGGCGCAAUCAGAAUCGUGUGUAUUAAGUUGAUUUUCUGACUUAAGAGCCUUGAUCCACACAAAUUUGAAAGGUUCUCAGCCAACCUAUGGUAAGAUCAAGCCAAAAAGAUUUAGCUCAAGUAAGAACCCGUUAGACAUUGUAGCAUAUCUACCUUUACUUUUAAAAAUCCCUUCCCCACUGAAGGUGAAUAUAUUUGGUGUAGAGGAUCUGACAUGGGAGAGUACUCAUAUGCUGUCACCUUGCUUUGUAUAUGGAUAGAUCAGAACCACCUGGAAUGCUCGUUCUCUUGUGACAUACACAAGAUAUUACUCUAAUCUACUAAUAUAACUAUUUUCCUUGCAGAAAUCGCCCACGUCAGAUAAAAGAAUUUUUAUUAAGUGGAACAGCCAUAAAUAAGGUCUCCAUAAAAUAUGGUGACUUGUCCCCUACACGAUCCUUUGGUUAAUAUGGAAUGAGAGUAGGUGGAUAUUCAUGAGGCAAAGUUUUAUACUUGAGAGGCUGCUCAGUUUUAAAUCUGGUUUAGUGGUAGAGCAAAGGACAGGGUGACAUUUCUUUGGUAAUGAGAAAAGACUAUGAUUAUGUGAUUUCUGUUAUUUGAGCUUACUAAUAUGGUCCAUAUCAUCCUGGUGGCAGAUAUGGCGAUUGUACAGGAUUUUUUUCUUAGUGUACAAAAAAUACAAGCACAUCUCUUUUUGUCGCCAUUUAUUGAAGACAUGAUUCUACCCUCUUCAUAAUAAAUAUUACGAUUAAAUACAAUUUAUGUUCUUUGCCCCAAUGGAAAUUUAGUCCCUAGUUUUGUCAUGCUAGUGUUCUAUUUGUUUCAAUUAUGAUUUACAUUUUGUAAUCAGCGGUAAUGGCAAUAAAGGUGAUGGGCUGCUGUAACCAUGUGACUAGACGAAUGUUAAAACUUGCUCAUGCUUCAAAAGCAUAUGGUUUGGAUAUUUUUGACUUUUUGGAAACUAAUCGGUAGGUGGUGUUCAAUUCCCUUGGAUUCUGAGUUUUCAAAUAUUGAGCUUUUAUAUAAUACCUAUAUAUAUAUAUUAGUUUAAUUCAGUGGGUAUACUAAUGAUGCUAUGAUAUCUCUCUCUUUCAGGGUGCGAGGAAAGAGUAGCACUCAUGAUCUCAAAAGAGCUGCAGAGUGUUGCUUGCCACUCUUAAAUGCAUUGCUAGUUGAGAUCAUCAGCAAAACAUAUCCGAAGGGAUUGUUUCUUAACAUGGAUCUCCCAACAGAUCUUACAUGUCACAAGGUAGGCUUGCUUUAGGCAUAAAGGUAUAAAACUACACGUUUGUUUCUUAGAUGGUGGAUGGAAGUUCUUGAAUCUAAUUGGCCUUGUCGCAGUUCAAAAACCGUAUAAAAAUAAUAAAGGAAACCACAGUUAAGGCAGCAGAAUGUGCUAACUCACCCAAAGACACGAUUUGAUGAAUCCUGAAAGGGAAUAUAGGGUAUAAACUUAAACUGAAAUGGAAGCAUUGCUACAAAAAAGAUGAGGAAUGAAAGUGUUGCCUUUUUUCAUGCUGUUGCUAUAGCUUAAAAAAGUGAAAAUUUAAAUUGAACAGGUAAAGAAAAGUGAAUAGGAAGAAGUAAAUAGUGGAAACAACUCGUGUGGCUUUUGUACAAAUUCGUUUAUCCCUAAUAUAGUUAUCUGAAUGAAUGUUAUCUAUUUGCCUGGAAAAAUGAUAUACAUUUUUUUAUCCGUCUAGCAUGUCAAGCAUUGGACCUCGUUAUCUUGUUCCCUUAUCCACUGUUAUUACAAGAUAACUGUUGUGCUCAUUCGUGGCAUGAUUACAACUAAAAUCUUGAGAUUCUCUCAAUUUGAGCUGGCAGUAUCCUUAGAUGUCAGAUUAGUUUGGUAGGAAGCGUAAUCGUUUUUUACGUACUCCAGAACAAUGUAGUAGCUUCAAGCUUUUGUAAUAAGAUAGGACUUUGUUCCUGCAUUUGGAGGAAAUUGAGUUCCUAGAAAGUUUAUCUUGAUGUAGACAUGGAAAAUAUUCUGUUUAGAGAAUUUUUAAGAGUCCGUUGAUCAUAUACUUUCAUAUUUCCCUCGAAUUUUAAUGCACACGUUAUCAUAACUUUAAAAAAAGUUUCAGAAAGUGUACGGUGUUAAAAUUUUGAGAAACUUAUGGGUGGGAAAUUCUAUAACUAUGCUUUUACAUGCUGGUUUUUCUUUGUCAUUUUUCAUGUAUUUGUGUCUUUACAAGGAAUUUCCUUGGUGCCAAUUGACGUCUCCAAUAGAUUUAAAAAUAAAAAUAAUUUCAAAAUUGACUCCAACUUUCAUUAGAUAUUUGUAAAACUCUUUGUUAUUCGUAGAUAAGUUUGUAGAUGAACAUAUAACCCAUCAUUCUUUUUUCUUCAAUUAGGGGUAUAAGAUAACAAGACAGGGAAAAUUCAUGACAAGGAUUGGAUGGAAGCAGACAACUUCAUCAUCAUCUGCUGAAUGUAGCUAUGUCACUGCGGAUAUGGAGCUUGGCUCAGCUGUGAAAAAACAAAAUGGUGAUUCGAGCUCAGCCCGAGGAGCCCUCUGGUUUAAGAGAAGGGUGUUUCUUUAACUUCUUUUAAAUUCAGCGGUUAUAACUAUUUCGACGCCAUUUGUAUUCAUAUAGUUUGAUUGUGUUUCCCGUUAUUUAAUUCUUGCAGUUAGCUCCUUGAAUACACAAUUAUUUUUGUUCUGGGAUAUUUACCUCCCCAAAGCUCCACGUUGAACGAUCUCGUUACAUUCUGUUUGGUGUAUCCUUGGAUAUGUAUCAUUGUUCACCCAAAUUCCACAGUGAUUUGUGUACUUAUUUAGUUUCUAUAUUCCUCAGGGAAAAUAUUGGGUCUCAAAAGUCUUUGUGCUCUCAUGUCCACCCGAUUUUAUGUCCAAGCCUUCUCCAACUGGACAAUUGUAUGCAGGAUUGGAUUUUGUUGUGCUUUGCUAACCGAUCAUUGCCAAUUCGAAUGUCCGGCAAGAGGCCGGGGCUAUGCUGAGUUUAUUUUUAAUCAUUUAAACGAUUUCGAAACCAUUUUUAAUUCUUAUUCUUUUCAAAUGAUAUGAGAGAGAAAUGGCACAUUCGUCUUACGAAAAAAAUUUACCUUGAAAGAAAGAUUAGCUUGUGUUUCCUUCAUAUGACCAGUACUCUACCAGUGCUAUUAUAGCUUCUGCAGUGUGGAUAUGAUUUACGGAAGUAUACUAUGGCAAAACCCAAUCAUCACACUAGUAAUUUUGACACCUUAUUUGUGCUGUGAUCGUCAACCGUAGAUAUCAAAACAACUGACACAAGAUGGUUUUGUAUUUCUUAAGCACCUCAUCAAACUUUAGCACGUGCACAUUUAUUUAUACAUUUAGAUUAUACUCGUCUUUGUGAUCUAUUCUUGGCUAGUUGAAUUUGUGGCCUAUGGUGGUUAUAAACCUUGAAGCUUACUGCCCCUAGCAUUAGAAAAUUUGUCACUCUAGACCAUAACAGGUAUGAAGACCAAGACGAGUAGGGGGAUGACCUAUGAAAGAGUUCUAUGAAACGUGAAGGCUUACCAAAGCUCUGUUCUAUGAAAGAUCUUACUGAAUAUUGUUAUCUAUGAGGCCUCCAAAGUCAUUGACUUUAUUCGCAUUGUAUCAGACGUUCACUAUAAUUUGAGUGGCCUGUGUCGUUGUAUUAAUGUCGUUUUGGAGAAACUGGGUUGGUUUCUUUUGUAGGUCGAGAACUUAAGAACAUAGCGGAGUACUAGAUUGUAGAUAAGAGUUCUUAAUCUUGUAUUCUCUCAACCAUUUGCAGUCCAAGCACCUUUGUAUUCUCUCACCCAUGAAAUCGUUUUUACAUAUUUGAACAUUUCACACUGUUUAUCUAUUUUCUUUGAUUUUUGUCACGACAAUCUAUUUUUAGGAUUAAAGUGAGAAUUAUGGUCAACAUGGUUAUUGUGUCUGAUUUUCAUUCUACCAGUUUGUGGAGCAAAAUGCUGAGACGGAAAACGAAGCAGAGGAUGUAGACUUUACUUCUCUUGAAGCUGGUUAUGUUAGUGUUUCCUGACCAAUAUUACUUGUUGCCAUUACAAAGAUACCGAUCAUAGAUAACUAAGAGAUUGUUGUAAUUUUCAGAUUACGGUUACCCCUCUUGGUGCCCUUUCUCGUACUGAGGUGGAAGCAGAAUCUUACUUCAAAGAUUGGAUUUUACGUGUACCUGAUUCGCCAUCAACUUCGUAUUUAUGA
This is a messenger RNA of Spirodela intermedia, 9589 nucleotides long. The record is from the annotation of a GenBank genome assembly. NCBI's taxonomy places the organism in Eukaryota, Viridiplantae, Streptophyta, Magnoliopsida, Alismatales, Araceae.